Zonotrichia albicollis (white-throated sparrow) is the source of this 2117-nucleotide messenger RNA. The record is from RefSeq and is a predicted model, not a curated record. Lineage: Eukaryota; Metazoa; Chordata; Aves; Passeriformes; Passerellidae.
UGGGGACAUGGGGACCCCUGCCCUGCCAGCUCCAUGGACUGGCCAGCCAGGUCGAGACCCUUGGCCUCUGCUGAACUGGGACUCUGAGGGUGACCUCAAAACCGAGCAGUGGCCCCAGUGUGGGACAAGGUUGGCACAGCAGUGACAGCUCCAGGAGAUGGACAGGGUCACCAGGCACCUUGUGUUCCAGCAGCCACAGGCCUCGCACAGGCACGACUCCCUGGCAGAGCUGAGGGCCAGCAGUGAUGAUGAUGUGUUCAGCUCUGCCCAGCACAGCAGCCAGAGGGUGGAAAAUGGCUACAGCUGGAAGAGGAGGUCCCAGUCACCCUCGUAUUUCCUGGAGGGUGGAAGAGAUGUCUGGACCCCGUCCCCAGACAGGGAGUCCAAGCUGGAGGUGGUGAGAUCGGGAAGCCUGUACGACCUCCGGGCUUACAAGCGUGAGAGGAAACCCUCCAAGCUCUAUGAUGACGAGGAGCAAGAUCUGCACAGGGUCCCUCCACCCAACAUCUCCCCUGAGAAAGCCAGGGAGCUGGAAGAUGAGAGGAAGGAGGUGAUCCGGAGCCAGGCCAUGAGGAAAAGCUCCACCAUAGCGGAGAGGUGGAGCUCCAUGGAUGAGCUGGGCUCCAUCAGCAGCCCAGCUGAAGGCAGGCACACAGGCAGUGUCCCCACCAGCUUUGCCAUCUGGUUUGACAAACCCUCCCCAGGCAGGGCUGCAACGCCCGUUGACCCUGAGAAUAUUGACACGGAGCAGAUCAACUUCUCUGCGGCUCGGCAGCAGUUCCUGAUGCUGGAGAAGACCAACCCCGGCUCGUUUUUCAGCCCAGGGCAGCAGGCCAUGUCCCCAAGGCCAGAGUCAGUGACAAAAGUCUCCAGAGAAGAGUGGUACAGCCCUGAGAUGGCCACAAAGGGUACGAGAGGCUACAGCAGUGCUGGUGCAUCAAGCCAGAGCGGGACAGACAAGAGCGUUUACCAGGUUUACGGUGUGUCCUCAUACAAGACACCGGAGAAGGAGGAGGUUUAUACUCCCAGAAAAUCUCACACAGAAAGGUCACAUCCCAUUGGGAAGGUGUCCAUCCUGACCAAAUCAGGGUCCAGAGAAGACCUGGACUCUGGCUUGGGUGAGAUGUACACUGAAACCACUGCGGGCUAUGCCAGCGAUGGGAGCACCUCCAACGAGACCUUCAACGUGGAUGUGAGGGCCAGCAGCAACGGGACGAGGGUCAGCAACGAGACACCCAUCGAGAGGGAGAUCCGCAUGGCCUUGGAAAGGGAGGAGAACCUCUGGAAGGAAAGGGGGAUCCAGCGGCUGACCUCCAGCAGCGAGCUGGUGGAGAUCCAGACCAAACCUGUCCUCAACAUUCACGCGUCUCCCGGCCCCGGCAGGAAAGGGAAGGACAGAGGCCGCGCUUCCCUUUACGUGCAGAGGGAAAUUGAGCAGGAAACGAAGCGUGAGGAAGAUCUGAAGAGGCAGGGGAGGCUGCUGGGGGCCUAUGACAGGGGCACGCAGCAGGAGCUGGAGGAGCGCAGGAAGGUGUUCGAGCAGGAGGAAGCCCCCCCAGAGAAGCCCACUCCCCUGAAGCGGGCAGAGGAGAGGAGGAGCUGGCUUAAAGAGUUUGUGGUGGAGCAGCCCUCAAGCCCCACAGAAGACAGCAAGGCUGGGAGAAGCAUCCCCAGCUACACAGCCAGCAUCGCCCACUUCCAGCUGUCCCAGCCGCGCUUCGCCGCCAGCGAGAGGAGCCGCGAGCUGCCCUCAGUGUCCCCGCACGCUUCCGCCAGCGCCAGCAAAUGGGGGAGCGAGGAUUCCCAGGGAGGAAAACCUCCCAGCUCCACCCAGAGCCCCAGCAGCGCUGCUGUCCUGCCCAGGGAGUACUUGAACCUCUCCUUCUGGAAGCCCAAGGUGUCCUUCGUGGAGGACAUGGGCACGCAGAGGAGGGAGGACGGCCGCGAGGAGCAGUACCGGCUGCGCACCGGGAAGCCGCAAACAUCAGCGCUGAUCGAGGAGGAGAUCAGGAGUGACCUGCAGAGGGAAGAGGAGCUGCAGGAGCAGCGGAGGAGGCUGAUGGACACCUACGGCAGUGCUGCUCCUCAGGAGGGCUCCCGCUCACGGCACAGCUCUG